Molecule: messenger RNA, 5143 nt
Organism: Pungitius pungitius (ninespine stickleback)
Lineage: Eukaryota; Metazoa; Chordata; Actinopteri; Perciformes; Gasterosteidae
Gene: zdhhc9
Product: zinc finger DHHC-type palmitoyltransferase 9
Exons: 9
Coding region: 867-2030 (387 amino acids)
Biological process (GO): peptidyl-L-cysteine S-palmitoylation; protein targeting to membrane
Cellular component (GO): endoplasmic reticulum; Golgi apparatus
Molecular function (GO): protein-cysteine S-palmitoyltransferase activity
Source: RefSeq, a predicted model, not a curated record
GUGACUAAUUACCUCGAUGAAUACCCUCCUUCAGGGUGAUCGGCCCCCGGUUAAUGCCACCAGCGACCUCUCCUGCAUGUCAACGUGCUCCAAACAGGGCCCGCAUCUCUGCGCGUGUGUGUGUGUCCUUUGUUCCUCUUACUUCUAACCUGUCCUGUCCCUUUAAGAUUAGACAUUUCAAUCUAGGCGUGUUUCCUGCUGCCAUUGACUAAAAAAAAAAAAAAAAAAAAUAGGAGAAGAAGAAAAAGCGCUGGCAUCCUGCAGGGGAGAAAAAGAGCAUCAAACGAGCUCCACGCGUUUGCGUCCAGACAGGCGGUUCUUUCUUUUUUUAAUUUGAAAUGUGUUUCAUUCCUGGAGGAUUUGUAUAACGCUUAUUGGAUCUUCGCGAUGAUAUGAAUGUCACUCGGUCAAGGUCCGAGCUCCCGAUGCAACAGCCGCGGCCGGAUUCUCCACAUUCGGGUGGGAAACAGAUGACACAAGCUUUCGGAUGAAUUAGUUUGUCUUUUUAAAAUAUUGUUAAUAUUGUCGGCUGAGAAGAGAUUCUCGUGUGUGUGUGUGUGUGUUUUUUUUUUUGGUUUGUUUUUGAGCAGCGUGGGAGCUUCGCGGUGGGAAUGACACGCUGCGGCGAAGACAGGAAACAGGAAAAAAUAAUAAUGGGAAAAAAAUAAAACCACGAUGUGACUGCGACACCUCGAUCCAUAAAGAAGGAAAAGGGGAAAUCCUUUUUUUUUUUUUUUUUACAGGCAUCGGCUUGUGCUCAAAUCUACAACACCGCGGAGUGGACCGCAUUGACUUCACAACCGAGACACAUCGUCUUCAUAAAAACAGCUGACACGCGCACACACACGCACACACGUGCGCGCACCAUGUCGGCGGUGAUGGUCACGCGAAAGGUGCGAAAAUGGGAGAAGCUUCCGGGGAAGAACACGUUCUGCUGCGACGGGCGGGUGAUGAUGGCCCGGCAGAAGGGGGUCUUCUACCUCACCCUGUUCCUCAUCGUCGGGACCUGCUCGCUCUUCUUCGCCUUCGAGUGUCCCUACCUGGCUGUCCAUCUGUCUCCUGCCAUCCCGUUUUUCGCUGCCCUGCUCUUCCUCUUCGUCAUUGCCAUGUUGUUGAGGACCAGCUUCAGUGACCCCGGGGUGCUGCCCCGGGCUCUUCCAGAGGAAGCCACAUUCAUCGAGAUGGAAAUUGAGGCUGCUAAUGGGAACGUCCCCGCAGGCCAGCGGCCGCCCCCUCGAAUCCGCAAUGUUCAGAUUAACAACCAGAUCGUCAAACUCAAGUACUGCUACACUUGCAAGAUCUUCCGACCACCUCGAGCAUCUCACUGCAGCAUCUGCGACAACUGCGUCGACCGCUUUGACCACCACUGUCCAUGGGUGGGGAACUGCGUGGGCAAGAGGAACUACAGAUACUUCUACAUGUUCACCCUGUCGCUCUCCCUGCUCACCAUCUACAUCUUCACCUUCAACAUCGUCCACGUGGUGAUGCGUUCGGUGGAUGGCGGCUUUUUGAACACUUUGAAGGAGACACCUGGAACUGUUCUGGAGGUUUUGGUGUGUUUCUUCACCCUGUGGUCAGUAGUGGGACUGACCGGCUUCCACACCUACCUGAUCUCUCUCAACCAGACCACCAACGAGGACAUUAAAGGAUCCUGGUCGGGAAAGAACCGAGUCCAGAACCCGUACAGCCACAAGAACUUCAUGAAGAACUGCUGCGAGGUGCUGUGCGGACCGACGUACCCGAGUGUCCUGGACAGAAGAGGAGUGACACGGGAGGAUUCGCCUGUUUCUUCUGCGUCUGCUGCACCCUCAUCCUUCAGCAGCAGCAACCCUGUUUCACAGACCACAAAAACCACGGCUCCGCUGAUUCCCAACGAGCACACGCCCGACGACGCCAAGCCGAGCAUCGCCGCCCCGGCCGAGAAGAGCGCCGCCGCCAAAGAGGAAUUCCCUCUCGCUAAAGCGGUCCCACCUCUGGCUUCACCUGAGACUGAUGCGGAAGCAUCCCUCCCCAAGGACAAGGCCCAGUAGCUUGCAUGAAAGGGUGGCUCCUGCCAUAGCCACCCCCCCCUCCUGCUCCCCCCUCCUCCCUACCCUGUAUCCUCAGUGAGUGACAUUUUAAAAUGUGGCUCGGGUGACUCUCUGACACCCACGCUACUUUCAAACUAGAAGAGCGGAGAGCUUCUGCGGCAGCUCCUCCCUCGUCUCCUCACCAGUAGCUGCAGAGCGGUGUGACUGUCAGUUACUCCUGCAGGAUGAGGAAGAGGAGGAGGAAGAGGAGGAGGAGGAGGAGUGAUUAAAAUGGAAAGUCAGCAGCUUCCUUUCUGUCUCCUGAACACACUGCAUGUAAAAAGACACACGGGGCAAGAAGCUGCCGGAAGAACUGAAAAGAGAAGAAACUCUGCGGGCGUGUGACAUCUCCACGGGUCACUUGUGGGUCGCUCUCAUGAAAUUUAUUUAAAGUUGCAUAAUGACCUUUUAUCGUAAGAGGCUAGUUUAAAUAUAUUCCUUGCAAGUGUCUGACAAAGACAAUACUACUUCUGGACAUGUACAAGGCUACAUACAUACAGUUACUUUUCUGUUGUGUGCACAUUACAUGCCCUAUGCAAACCACGAGGAGGCUGGACAAGCAGCUUUUUGAUGUGUAGAAAGAAGGAAGGACAUCUGUGAGUCUCUGGGUUCAUGUCAAGUCCGUACAGGGGGAGGACAUGCUAAUCCUUAGCUGAGCUAUCCCAGGCAAGUCAAACUACCUUGCCUUGUGAUACUGCUGCAUUCAGUACUGUCGUCACUUACGUGCAUCUUUUUUUUUCAUUUUUCUUUUUUUUUUUUAAGUGAUCCAGACCAACUCCUGUCCUUCCAUUUUUAUAUAACGUACUGAUGCUCUGAAACGGAGGAAAUUGCUUGACGUGCAGUUGAAGUCUUGUGUCCCGGAGACGCUCAACCAGAGAUCCAGUGAGUGAGAGAAAAGGCCUGACUUCUCAUGAUAGUAGACACUGGUAGUAACAGUGCCUUAUCACAAUAGUUGCACCAUCCAAUGCAACUCAGGUCGACCGUCAGAGAAACCCUUGAGAUCCGUUAAAACCACUAAUUCAGUGUUAAAUGGGAAAUGCCAACGUUUAUACACCAAUUAGUCCAGUGUUUCCCAACCAGAUGGUUGGAAGAUAAUUCUAAAUAAUUUAAGAGAUGGUUCGAUAUUUUGGGAGGGUCGGUAGUUUAUUUGCUUUCUUCCAGAGAGUUGAAUGAGAAGAUUAAUACAUGCCUCAUGUCUGCAUAGUAAAUUUAAGGGCGACAGGAGGAGAGGGUUAGCUUAGCUUAGCACGAAGACUGCAAACAGCACCUCUAAAGCCCACUUUUAAUAUGCUAAAUUAAAUUUGAUUGUCUUACUUUUUUUUGUAUGUAUUUAACAAAAACAUUAGUGAACUUUAGAGGUGCUGGGAGAUGUCUGUUUUAACUUUAAAUAGAGCCAGGCUAGUUUCCCCUGCUCUGUUUCCAAUCUUUAUGCUAAGCUAAGCUAACCAGCGGCUCUCUGAAGCCUCAUAAUACGUGCAGAGAGUGCACAUGAGUCAAUCCACUCAUCCGAAUCCCAACAAGAAAUCCUAUAAAACCUGUUUAUUCCUUUAUCCAGGCGAAGAAUAAUACAAAAUCACAUAGUACAAAAAUGUGCUUUUUUUCUUGUAAAAUACUGUGAAUGUUUCUCAGUAUGCGUGUGAAGUAGCAUAGUUUCAAGGGGCUCAUAAGUCUGAAGGGUUGGGAACCACUGAAUUAAACCUUGUGAAACAAAAAAACAACUAAGCAAAGCCAUUGUUGAAUUGUACAUAGUUUUAGAAAGUGAAGAUGUACUGAAAGAGGGGCCGGUGUUAAUUAUGCCGCCCGUGAGCUUGAGCCCUUAAUCCUGCAAAUCCCACCGCAGCGGAUCUUCCUCCGAGUCCUCCCUCUUCCUGCUUUCUUUUUGCCUCUUCCCUGGAGAGAACUGCAUUUUAUUCCCCUCCUAUUCCUUGGAACUCUGUAGUUUGUGGCAGGCUCGUUAUCUGCAGGAAUAAAGGCCAGAGAUCCCUUUCACUCAUCUGUGUAUUUCAGCGUUUAACGUGGCUGCAGACUUUUGUUUUGGUCGCAGCAUCCAGAGAAAUCAGAGAGAGAGGGAAAGUGAAGCUAAUUCUUAGUAUUUAAAUCAUGUUAGCUGAUAGUGAGGGUUUGUAAUUGUGAUUGUGUUGUAUGCAAGACAGAGUUGGUGUUUGUGAAAUAUACUUGUGUAGAAGUUCUAGCGUGUCAACAGCUUCGUAUCCGAGUCUGAAAUCAAUCCUUGUGGCACCGUGAUGAUGGGGCAAUAAAAGCUCAAGAGAUUCCCCACUUUACUUUGAAAGAUGAAUUUAGGCCAGUUUUAUUAAUUAUUAGGUCAGAUGGGGAUGAUUUUAUUGAUUGUUUGGUCUAUGGAGUGUAAGGAAAUAUUAAACCUUCAACAUACUGAAAUUGAUAUGUUGGCAUUUUAAAGUCAUUAAAAAGUCAUUAUCAGAAAGUAUUUUUAUUCAAGAUCUUGGAACCAGCUCAACUGAGGCUUUUUGGGUUUAAAUAAUAGCGGUCGAUACAUUUAUUUUGUCGGUUGACCAACGGAUUAAUUGAAAAAUAGUUUUCAUCUCCACAAUCGGGAGGUAGCUGACACACUGCUGGAAGAAGCUUUAAGUCUAAAUCGUUUCUGUGAAGUAUAAAAAACUGCUGAACAAUAAGAAGUACUGAACCAGUCUUUAAAAUUGAACUGAGCGUGUGAACUUUCUUCGUAGAAAGUAUUUGAAGACGGUGUCUUUGCUGUCACCGAGAAGCAAGAAUGUAUGUGAAUGAUGUUUAAUAAAAGGAGGGGCGGGGGAUUUUAAAAGGGACGUUAUAAGUUUGAGUUGUAAAGGUUUUGGAGACUUAAGAGCGGAGCUGAUCCGUCGUACUUCUGAUUCCUCUGCCAUUACGUGGUCAGAUCUGAAUGCUCUGAUCAAUCUACUACAUUGCAUUAUGUAAACAGAUACAGUACUAUAACGUUGAUGGAACUCUUAAUUUAUGAUCACAUUGUUAAAUAUCAGCACUGUGAUUAUCUGUCAUUCAAUUUACUUCACUUCUUUUUACAUGAUCAAUGUGUCUGGUAAAUAAACAAUAUUGUCUUA